Sinocyclocheilus rhinocerous is the source of this 2063-nucleotide messenger RNA. RefSeq lists its product as uncharacterized. The transcript is spliced from 7 exons. The coding region runs from base 89 to 1822 and encodes 577 amino acids. Lineage: Eukaryota; Metazoa; Chordata; Actinopteri; Cypriniformes; Cyprinidae. The record is from RefSeq and is a predicted model, not a curated record.
CGGCUCAACAGUGCAGCUAUACUGAGGUAAUCAGAAAACUACGUUUUCGUGUUGGAUUGAUCUUCUUCGAACUCGGUUUUUUGAAACGAUGGACAUGUUAUUACAACAAACAGACUGUCGACAUUCCGAGAGGGAGGCAUAUUACCACUACCUCACUAACUUUACUCCAAGACAAGAGUCAGGAUGCUACAGUGAGGUGAAUAUCUUGGUUCUCAGUGAGGUUACUACCAAAUCUGUCUCUAUGAAACUGCGGCGCAACACAGUCCUGAGAAGCCGAAGGCGUCAACAGCGAGAACAUGUGAAGGACUCUGAGAGCAUCUGUGUGGUGUUGAGUGACACUGACUCUAGCCAGUCAGAGAGUGUGGAGGAAAUAAAAGACCAUGUGUCUGUUAUUCAUGAUAUGAAGCGGCCAGUAAGGAAGAGUAGAGCUGGUGCAUCAUGUCGAGCGAGAAAAGAAGAUGAGAGACCGCUUUCUCUUGUGGAACAACAACAUGGAGCGGUUCAGAAGAUCUCCCUGGCUCCAGAUGCAAUGGCUGAGGACACUCUAGAGAAACUCAGGUUGAGGGCUAAUACUUCUGAGACCAAGACUGAGGUUGAGUCUCGGGUAGAGCUUGAGUCUGUUUUGGACGAAUCCAGUACCGAUCUCACAGUGGAAUCGGGUCCCAGCUCGCCCUCUUGUCCUGUUGAUACUGUAAGAUGCAGAGAAUGCCAGAGACUUUUCGCCAAGAUGAGAAAACAGCCGACCCCAAAACAGAAAAGCAGAGAUACAAAUCCAGCAUCUUUAUCUUGUGAUGUGUGGGUACUGCUUAAGAAGUGGCACCCUCAGAGACUCCGCCAUCGGGAGAAGGGACUCAACAAGCAGAAAGAAGUGUCUGAUGGCAUAGACGGAACGCGGCGGGUGCUGAUGUUUGAUGACACCCCUGAAACUGUUGCUGCGGAAACUGCGGAACAGAGGAAAAGCCCUCGACAGAAGCACAAGCGUGGAGAGAUUCGUGAAGCUCAGAAUGAGCAGCAGGAAGAGAUUUCUGAGGAUUCGGAUGGGUUCAGGACGCCCACAGAUCUGUUCAGCGUGAAGCCCAAGAUUAAACGAGGGAACCAGAAGAAAGUCUCUGCCUCUGGUAAACCUGCCGUACAGAAGCCCAACUUCAUGUCCAUGAAUUUGCGUCGCUGCAAGGAUCUGCUCUCCGUUCAGACCAACCUGUCCAUUACCAAAGCCAAACCACGGCAUCGUAAGAGGUCACGAUCUGUGGUCUGGCCGCCCGUUGCUGGUUGGCAAUUUUCUGUGAAAAGGAAGCCUUCCUUGAACAGCACAUUAUCUCAGCAGCUUUAUCCACUCGACCUUAGUGUCGGUGUGAAGCAGAAGGACAAACUUCUUGUAGAUGACAAGAUUUCAAGAUUAAAUGCAGAUUUGAAGCAGAACUCGGAUGUCUCUAGCAAACAGAGGACGACUAAUGUCCGGGGUAAAUCGAACAAGCAGGAAGUGUCUGAUGGCAUAGACGGAACGCGGCGGGUGCUGAUGUUUGAUGACACCCCUGAAACUGUUGCUGCGGAAACUGCGGAACAGAGGAAAAGCCCUCGACAGAAGCACAAGCGUGGAGAGAUUCGUGAAGCUCAGAAUGAGCAGCAGGAAGAGAUUUCUGAGGAUUCGGAUGGGUUCAGGACGCCCACAGAUCUGUUCAGCGUGAAGCCCAAGAUUAAACGAGGGAACCAGAAGAAAGUCUCUACCUCUGGUAAACCUGCCGUACAGAAGCCCAACUUCAUGUCCAUGUUAGCCACACUGGUGAAGAAUCCGAACCAGAUUAUUAAGGAAUCCUGCAAAUGAGUCUCUAUUGAAGUUUUGUAAUUCUGUUAGUCGUUCAAGUUUUGCUAAUUCUGUUAAUAGAUCUCCUCUCUGACAAAAGUCUGCUAAUGUUUAUUUAUUGUUCAUUUGUUUGUGUUCUAACAUUAGCAUUUGCAUGAGUAAAUAAGUCUUGCAUUAAAUUAUCUGUUUGUGUAUGCUGUUAACUCCACAGUGGCGUGAACUGCAGUUACUGUAAUAACCACAGAGCGGAGCUGUUUCCAAA